AUGAGUCACAUGAACAGACUAUGGAUGGCCGUGGCGGUGGUGAACGGCCACACGGACCAGGGGCAUAAGCUCAAAUCCGGCCUCAAAUCGCUCAACCAUGGCAAGAAGCACUGUUUCCCCGCCGCCGGAGAUGCGGCGGACGUCCGGCCUAUUUCCGGCGCGCUCAACUCCGAGAUGGGGGGAUUCUUCGGCGGCGGCGGCGGCGGUGGCGGCGAAGAUAAGAGGAAGCAGGCUGAGGAUUCCCUCCGGCAAGUUAUGUACCUGAGCUGCUGGGGUCCGAGCUGA
This is a messenger RNA of Striga hermonthica, 285 nucleotides long. The record is from the annotation of a GenBank genome assembly. NCBI's taxonomy places the organism in Eukaryota, Viridiplantae, Streptophyta, Magnoliopsida, Lamiales, Orobanchaceae.